AUGUCUUCCAAAGUUAAGACACAGAAGCAGCAAUCUCCGGAGCCUCAGCCGUUUCAGAUUACGUCACUUCCAGAUGACAUCCUCAUUGAUAUCGUAGCACGUGUACCGAGAAGCUAUUAUCCGACAAUCUCGCUUGUUUCAAAGAGUUUCUCGUCACUCGUUGCAUCACCUGAGCUAUACACGAGACGAUCCUUGUUAGGCUGCACAGAACACUGUGUCUAUGUUGUCAUGGGGGAUAACCAUUUGUAUUUUCUCCACAAUAAUCGUUUGGUCCUUAUUCAGUCGCUUUCUCGUAUGCCGUUCAGUGCAAGCUAUGUCGCGGAGAAUUCCAAGAUAUAUAUGGUAGAUGGAUGUUACGAUGGUAAAAUCGAAAUCCAUUGCAUCGAUUGUAUAUCUCACAAGAUGCAUCCCAUCUCCAACAUUCCUAAGCUCAUGGUUAGUACGGUGCAGGCUGGAAUCAUCGAUGGGAAGAUUUUCAUAGUAGGAGAUAAUUUGACUGAUGACAAACAAAAAGGGUCGAGCAGAGUCGUGGUGUUGGAUACAAAAACUCAAGUGUGGGAGUCUGUGUUGAUAAAGCCAGACAUGAGGGUAGGCUACUUGUGGUUUGAUCCUGUGGUGAUGGAGGAUAAGAUGUACAUGAAAGAUGAUGAUAAAAGCUUUGUUUAUGGGCCAAAAGAAAAUAAGUGGGAACAAGACGAGAUGCUCAAUUCUAAGAGAUGGAAGGGUGCGUGUGUGGUUGAGGAUGUGUUGUACUAUCACGAUACUAAAGAGAACAUGUUAAGAGCGUAUGAUCCAAAGCACAAGUGUUGGAAAGUGGUGAUAGGUUUGGCAGAUUUGUUGCCUAAGAUGGCCAGUUCAUUGUGUUCCAAGACGGUUAAUUACGGUGGGAAAUUGGCUAUCUUCUUCAAUACAAAUUGUGACGUCUCGGAAAUAACAAAUGAGAUUUGGUGUGCGGAGAUUGCUUUGGAAAGACGCCUAGGAGAAGAGAUUUGGGGUGAGAUGCAAUGGUGUGAGGUUGUGCUUAGUGGUGGGAGUUCUUACAUAAGAAAAUGUUUAGCUGUUACGGUUUGA
Messenger RNA from Microthlaspi erraticum, 1071 nucleotides. NCBI's taxonomy places the organism in Eukaryota, Viridiplantae, Streptophyta, Magnoliopsida, Brassicales, Brassicaceae. The record is from the annotation of a GenBank genome assembly.